AUGCCAUCUACAGAAGCUGAUUCCGAGCGGAGCAACGCCAUCCUGCAGAAGCGCUCGGUUGUGUCCAGCUUCCUCUUCAAGUACUCUGAUAUCCACGCCCGGGCCGCCGAAGUCGCACUGUUUCGGCGCAGCGACAAGACUGACAGGGACAACCACAAAAGGCAUCAUCUCGCGCCGAUAUCGGGUAGUAUCGAAGCGCAGGUCGACUCGACUCCGUUGGACGCUGCGUGGAGAGAAUUCAGGGAAGAGACGUCUCUGACACCGUCAUCGGUCAAACUAUGGCGCAAAGGGCGGCCGUUUACGUUCCAGGACUACGAGGUUGGCAGAGAGUGGACAAUUUACCCUUUUGCGUUUUUGCUCAAGUCGUAUCCAUGUUCACACACCAAGGUUGACGAAGAGAACACUUCGGUAAACAAGACCGACGGGGUUGUGCUGGACUGGGAGCACAACUUUCACAACUGGUAUGACCCUGAGGAAGUUCUGCAACGCUUGUUUGAGGAUGGGGCAGAGGCAACGGUCAGUGGGCAGAAGCUCGUGCCGAGAAUCGCCGACUCCUUGAUACGGGUAUAUCCCGAGUAUGAGUUUGGCUCGACGGCGGGAAAGAGGUUGCGAGACGGUUUGCAGCAGUUGCAAGAUGAUCAUGCGAGCGGCGCCCGAGAGCUCGCUACAAUCGCACUGGGCAUCUUGAGAGAUAUGCUGGUCGAUAUGCGGCCGUUAGAGGCAUACGAGGGCGAAGCAAAUUGGGGGGAGUGGUGGAGAAAGGUACGACUGGCAGCAUGGCAUAUUUGGACAAACGGCAGAGAGUCCAUGGGAGCGGCGAUCGCGAGCGCCCUGAUCACUGCCCUCACGGAACUUGAGGAUUUUCAGCGCGACGGACAAUACCAUGCAGAGUAUGUUGAGCAGCUCAUGAACUCUCUGGUCGACGAGCGAAAGGCAAUGAUGGCGGAACUUUCCAAGGCCUUUGCGGCGUAUGUCAAACACGAACUGCUCACGGAUCAACGAGGGGGAGACGACGAGGAGGAGGGCGCGACGUUGCGGAUUCUAACACUGUCAUCAAGCUCAACAAUCCGGGAAUCUAUCCUCCAUCUCCUCAGCACAGCGACAGGCAUACAUACCGUUGAUCUGCGCGUGUUGGAAUCCCGACCGCUUUUCGAAGGGGUCACCCUGGCUUCUUCAAUUCUGUCGCCUUAUCAAAACCGACACGAUGAAGAUGGCCGCCCCAAACUCAACGUAACCUUGUACACAGACGCAUCGGCCGCCCUGGCCUCUACCGAUAUUGAUAUUCUUCUACUAGGCGCCGAUCGGCUCGCAGCAGACGGGGCAGUGAGCAACAAGACGGGGAGUCUCCCAGCAGUACUAGCGGCCAAACACGUUAGCCCACAGGCCAAAGUAGUCGUCCUAAGCGAGGUAGACAAAGUGGCCAACCAGGACGACCACUCAGAGGAAAGCAACCAGCCAGCUGAGGUAAUGCGGGGGUGGAGGGAGGCAGCGACAGGGGGCAGGCUGAAAGGGCUCGACGUGGUCGAUGCGACGGCGGGGCGCGGUCCGGCAACGGUUGCGGUCGAGGUAAAGAACAUCUACUUUGAAUGGGUACCCCCCGGCCUGGUCGACGCUUACAUUACGAACGAAGGCAUCAAGGGGGUCUCUGACAUUCAGCGGCGGUCGCAGUGGAUUGGAGAGCAGAUUGGCCGGUUCUUUGAUGAUCUGUAG
Talaromyces rugulosus is the source of this 1710-nucleotide messenger RNA. RefSeq lists its product as uncharacterized. Gene Ontology annotation, molecular function: S-methyl-5-thioribose-1-phosphate isomerase activity. Lineage: Eukaryota; Fungi; Ascomycota; Eurotiomycetes; Eurotiales; Trichocomaceae. The coding region runs from base 1 to 1710 and encodes 569 amino acids. The record is from RefSeq and is a predicted model, not a curated record. The transcript has 2 exons.